AUGAGAACAGAUGCUGUCAUUCAAAUACCAGCUUCCAUCUCUUCUGUCCAGCAAGCUGCUGAAGUCCUUGCCAAUUUUCUGACAAGACAUGCUCCGACUGGACACAGUAAUGGUAGAGGAACGAUGCUCUUGACAGGUGCUGGCAUCUCAACGCCGUCAGGCAUCCCUGACUAUCGCGGGGCAGGUGGCACUUAUAUAGUCAACAAGACGUAUCGGCCCAUCUUCUUCAAUGAAUUUCGUGAGCGGCACAAGUUCAGGCAGCGAUAUUGGGCUCGUUCAUUUUUGGGGUACCCUCCCGUUGCUCGAGCGAGGCCGAAUGCCAUUCACAGCGCAUGUGCAGACUUGCUCAAGAAAGACUAUGUGAAUGCAUUCGUUACACAGAAUGUCGAUGGUUUGCAUACGUACAGUCAUCCAGAGUUGACAGGCCGGACCACAGAGAUUCAUGGCAGUCUACACAGAGUAGUCUGUUUGACCUGUCAUACAAUCACACACCGUCAAGAAGUUCAAGAUGAUAUGGCGAGACUCAAUCCUGCAUGGGCGCAGCUAGCUGCCACAUUGCCAGUACGGCGGACUGAUUCAGGAGCACAAGAGCUCAAAACAAAUCCAGACGGCGACGUUGACCUGCCAGCUUCUUCAGGUGUAACCUAUGAAACGUUCAGGUAUCCCGUGUGCAAAACCUCAGGCGUUCUCAAGCCAUCUGUCGUCUUCUUUGGAGAAUCAGUUCCAGUAGCAAAUAGGGAGGCUGCUGAUACAGCACAGGAGAGUGCUAACUCUAUGCUCUGCGUGGGUACCUCCCUGGCGGUGUACUCUAGCUUCAGAUUCAUCAAAGCUUGUCGGCAGCAAGGCAAGCCAGUGGCGAUUCUCAAUCAAGGGCAUGUACGCGAUGAGGAAAAAUGGAUCAGCGAAGCCAAAGGCGACAUACGAAUCAACAUGGAUGCGAUAGAAGUGCUUCCAUUGGCACUAAAUUUAAUAGAGUCUUAG
Molecule: messenger RNA, 981 nt
Organism: Protomyces lactucae-debilis
Lineage: Eukaryota; Fungi; Ascomycota; Taphrinomycetes; Taphrinales; Protomycetaceae
Product: DHS-like NAD/FAD-binding domain-containing protein
Exons: 2
Coding region: 1-981 (326 amino acids)
Molecular function (GO): NAD+ binding
Source: RefSeq, a predicted model, not a curated record